Molecule: messenger RNA, 728 nt
Organism: Orbicella faveolata
Lineage: Eukaryota; Metazoa; Cnidaria; Anthozoa; Scleractinia; Merulinidae
Biological process (GO): phosphate-containing compound metabolic process
Cellular component (GO): cytoplasm
Molecular function (GO): magnesium ion binding; inorganic diphosphate phosphatase activity
Source: RefSeq, a predicted model, not a curated record
AUGGAGCCAAUCAGCAAUAAUGUCAUUGGAAUUAAGAAUGCAAUAUUAAAAACGUCUACCCAUUUGCAAAAUAUUCAGAUUGCCACAAGAGGAGAGGUUAAGCAAGUAAAGAUUUUAGGGACUGUCGCAAUGAUUGAUGAAGGUGAAACAGACUGGAAGUUAUUCUGCAUUGAUGUGAAUGAUCCUUUAGCCAAAGAAAUGAAUGAUGUUGAAGACAUUGAAAAGCAUAUGCCAGGACUUCUGCAGGCCACAGUUGACUGGUUCAAGAUCUACAAAAUUCCAGCUGGUAGUGCCGAAAACAAGUUUGCAUUCAAUGAUCAAGCAAAAAACAAGGAGUUUGCCAUGAAGAUUGUCAAUGAAACACAUGAGCAUUGGAGAAAGCUCGUCCUCAAAGAAAUUGAGAAUAAGGCAGGGCUAGCAUGCAAAAAUGUCACGGUAGAUAAUUCCCCUUACAAGAUGACCGCUGAAGAAGCAACGGGUAUUAUAAAUCAUGCGGCGGCACCUGCUGAAGCAAAAACCAUCGACCCUUCUCUUGAAGUGGACAGAUGGCACUAUGUCAAAAGACCAAAAUUGUAAGAAUUUGUAAAACGUCGUCCUGGUCGAACACAAUGUCAUGGGACUGUGCAUGGAAAUGCAUUCAGCUUUCGUACAAGACGUCAAGUUGACGAAAUAAUUUGUAAACAGAAUUUCACUUGCUGGCUUAAGUCAAUAAAUUUGAGAAAGAAGGA